CACACACACACGCACAUUGUGUACAGAACAUUGUGUACUAUAAGGUGCCUCUAACAAGACAGAGUUUGUGCUAUGGUGGAUGGACCGCCGUGUGUGUCUCUUGGAAUAAUAUGAUGUAGCCUCUAAUUUAAUUUUAAGCCAGAGAACAACAAGAGAAAGACAUGUAAGACCUGUAUUAAAAAUAUUUGCACCAUCACCAGAUGGUAUAUACACAUAUACACAUUACAGGUACAUACAUACACAAUAUCCAUAAUACAUGCUUGACUGGCAGGAGCAACAAUUGUAAGACUUAUAGAUUUAUUAGAUUAUUAUUAUAUUAGAUAUUUUGGAUUUAAAAAUUAAAAUCUAAAAUAAAUAAAUAAGAAAUCUAAAAUCUCAAAACUUUAAUCAUGAUGAUUUUAUUAGCUGAAAACCUUACACAGACCUCGUAACAGAGUGCCACAGUCCCCCAUUAGAGACGUGUGCUGUGUAGAUGAUCAGGAUUCAUCAUCAGUAUGGUGUUAUCGGGAUAAAACCUUUAAUAAAGCUAUAUUUCACAGAUAACACGGUGAUGUUUCUUUAAUGAAAUCUAGAGAUUUAUAUUUAGAUGAUAAGGAUGGAACUUUCUCAUUUCCUUUGAUAGCAACGUCCACAUCACCUGAUAAUGACAUCAGCUUCUCUUUAUUCACGCUGCCUGUUGUUGUCUAAUUAAAUGGACUGUAAAUGAACUCAGUCCAUCACUGACAGACAGACAGAACAUACCUGAGUGUGAGGUGCUUCUUAUUAACAGCAGUGAGACAGGUCGAACAGCUAAAUGAGGAAAUUGCUUCACUCAUCAGGAGCUGCAGUGUGUGAUUCUGCAGAAACAAGCAGCUCUUUGUAUUAAGGCAGUUAAAGUUCAUCUCUAUUUGUCCAUCUUUCAUAUUUCAUUUGUCAACCAAAACUGUAAUACAUUUUGCCAUAGUCAUAUGCUACAUCCAUAACCCCAGUUUGCAUUGACAAAAUGAACUCUAGUUCAGACUGUGAAGUCACAUGAAUUUUUACAUCACCUCUUCUCAUCUGACCUAAAAUAUUCCACCUGACUGCUGUCACAUUAAUUAGACUUCUAAUUUGAAUUUUCUUUCUUUCUUUCUUUCUUUCUUUCUUUCUUUCUUUCUUUCUUUCUUCUAGCAGUUAUGUUUAGCUUUAUUAUUCUUACUGUGAACAUGUUGAAGGAUCAACAGAGUCACUUUUGUUGUUGUUGAGAAAUUGAACUUUUUCUCUUUUCUGGAAAAUCGCUGCAUUCCGACGAGUAUUUGAACUGAAAAGUGUCUCGAGGACAUUGUUCGUUUGUUCACUGGGGGAUAAAAAGCACUUUUCAGUGUUCUGGCUGUCACUUUAAGGGGGGCAUUUCAGACAAAUUGCCCAGUCCCCCGUGUCUUGCUCAGACAGCUCCAGUGUGUGUGUGUGUGAGAGAGAGAGAGAGUGAGAGAUCAGGGGGUAUGAGCUGAGAAUAAAAGCGAGCUUCGUGGAGACGGAGCCAGAAGUGUCCAGUUAUUAGCAUGCUGGUCUGGUCACUGUGGCCCUGCCGGCUUUCUGCUCUAAGCAAGUCAGACUGGAGGCCUGCUGUUGGCUGACACCAUUCACAGUCCUACCGGAGAUCCAUCAACUCAAGAUGUAAACUAAACCACAGAAAAACACGAGGGAAACACCUGCAUUCAUGAGGAUGACAUGUUUCUUUGCAUCAGCAGCUUUUUACAGGCCUCAAACUUGCCUUUUCUAAAUCUUCAGCUUGGGAAGCAGACUUGGCAUAUUUCCUCGCAUCUUUCCUAAUUUGGCCAUAUCCUGGCUACUACUGUGGCUCGCAAACUGUCAAAGGAAGUCUUUCUCAGAAACAAAAGAAACACUUGAAACUUUCACGUCCCUCAGUCCUCGGCAUUCCUGACCGGAGCCUUGUCCUCCCGACAACAACAACUCGCAGCAGCUUUACGGGAUCACUGAAAUCACUGCUUUGCCUCCAAGAUGCUGAACCUCAACUCACCAGACGACAACAGCAAUAGGAACUCCCUCCAGGACCCAGUGUCAUUGAACGUGGGUGGAGAAAUUUACACCACAACCCUGGGCACUCUGACACGCUGCCGUGACUCCAUGCUAGGCGCCAUGUUCAAUGGACAAAUCCCUGUGCUUAGAGAUAACCAAGGACACGUUUUCAUAGACCGGGAUGGUAAAGUGUUCAGGUACAUUCUGAAUUACCUGCGCUCUAGCUCCCUGGACCUGCCGGAUGGCUUUUCAGAGCUGGCACUGCUGCGGAGAGAGGCCGAUUUCUUCCAGAUACGCCCCCUGCUGGAGGAGAUUCGCCACUAUGAGGCGUCAGUGCCUCUCAGCCUCAGAGGGGGGCCGCUAGGAGCUAUGAUCAUCGUGAAUGUUGAUUCAAAGGCAACAGCAAAUGGAUGUUCCCAGAGAUGUGUUUACAGUGGCUUUUCUCCGGCACACUGUGAUCUGCUACGUAGGCAUGUGAGGCACCAGGUCCGCGUUCUCCACUUUAACUUGCGCCACGGCCCAGAAAACUAUGAGCUCCGCACAUGCUCAGUGCGAGCCUUUACUGUUGACCUCUUUUGUACCUGGAGAGCUUUCCUGACUCUGCUCUGUGAGCGCUUCUCCUACAGAACAUCUCAAGGUCUCACCAGCCCUCAUCCGUGCAAUCCAAGGCAGAACAGACUGAAGCUUGAGUGGGUUCCGAGGCCCGUCGAGCUCCCGCAGGACCAGUAUGACAAGCAGCAUUACCGGGGGCUAACGGUCUCUGACCCUGAGGUCAUGCCGUCGGAUGACAUCUUGAACAUGCACCGGAGCCCCUGUGAGAUCACUAGCAUGCAGGGGUUUGUGGAGGAGCUGCUGAAGGUGUCUCUGGCUGAAGGAUUCAAGGUUGAUCUGGUGACUCCUGACUCGGCGGAAAUUCUCAACUGCACCUCAUUUCGCCUUGUCAAGUGCUGAGCUGCAGGCAAAGAACAUGAACUGAAAGCACCAGAAUGUGCCAAGUUGAUGGACUGUGGAUGGUUCUCUCUCUGCCUAAACUUAUAAUCCUUAGACUUUAAUCUGUUAUGAGUUAGGGUUAACUUUGUGUUAUAGAAAUCAAAAGGACAGGUUCUCUUGUCAUAGACUUACACCUAAACAGUCAAUAAUAGACUUAUGUCAGAUGUGGAGUAUAAAACAUUACUGGCUUCAUCCAUCCGUCAAAGUGACGGCUUUCAAAACAUCUAUGUCUGCUUACGAAAUGUUCUCUAUUGACUGUACAGGACUGUUACAAAUGGAGCUGGAAUGCAGUGUCAGUACUAUUGGGGAACAAGAAUGUGCUCCGGUCUCUCAUGGGCUGCAGGAGUGAGAUUUUGAAACCUACUUAGCAGUUUAUCUGGAUGUUGUUGCCAGAGUUUGACUACAUAUGGAGCAGGGCUCGCUUCUACUUCAUAUAGAUCCUACAAUGAGAUCUCUUAUGAGUUCCUACAUUAUGAUCUAUGUAGAAUUCUGUUCCCGUUCAACAUUUUGGGAAAUUCGCUACUGUUCUUUGCCAAAACAAAAAGCAAGAAGAUGAGAGAUGCAGCUCAAAUUAUUGUAAGCCAACAAGCUUCCUGAAAGGUCAGAGAACUCAACUGAAACAAAAACAUGAAACAAGACAUAGAAAUGCUAUAAAGGAUGUAUAGAACAAAGUGUGUGAGAUUAGUAGUAAAUAGUCUAAACCAGGGGUCUUCAACCAGGGGUCCGUGACCCCUAGGGGAUCCGCAGAGGCACUGCAGGGGGUCCGCCAAUUUUUGUCAUAAUAAUUGACAAUUUUCACCAAAAUAAUUUUUGAUAAUUAAAAAAUAUAACAAAAAUGAUAUUAGUAAACUGCAAGCAUUAAUAUGCAAUAAUAAGCUACUUUCUACAAAAACUAUUACUAUUAUACAUUAUUCCAUUAUACAUGUUCAUAAUAUACAUCAU
Messenger RNA from Larimichthys crocea (large yellow croaker), 3930 nucleotides. RefSeq names its product BTB/POZ domain-containing protein KCTD21. The transcript is spliced from 3 exons. Gene Ontology annotation, molecular function: protein binding. NCBI's taxonomy places the organism in Eukaryota, Metazoa, Chordata, Actinopteri, Sciaenidae. The coding region runs from base 1981 to 2949 and encodes 322 amino acids. Gene Ontology annotation, biological process: protein homooligomerization. The record is from RefSeq and is a predicted model, not a curated record.